Hyaloscypha bicolor E is the source of this 348-nucleotide messenger RNA. RefSeq lists its product as uncharacterized. Lineage: Eukaryota; Fungi; Ascomycota; Leotiomycetes; Helotiales; Hyaloscyphaceae. Bases 31 to 261 code for a protein of 76 amino acids. Gene Ontology annotation, biological process: fatty acid metabolic process. Gene Ontology annotation, molecular function: medium-chain fatty acid-CoA ligase activity. The record is from RefSeq and is a predicted model, not a curated record. The transcript has a single exon.
GGCGAAAUAUGUCUUCGGGGAAGAAACAUCAUGUCCGGGUAUACCAACAAGCCUGCAACAAAUACAGAAGCAUUCGUGGACGUAUUCUUCAGAACUGGUGAUCUUGGGGUCAUUCAGGAAGGUGGAUACUUGCAGUUGACCGGUCAAAUUAAAGAUGUCAUCAACAAAGGAGGGGAGAAGACAAGUCCCUCGGAAGUUGAGAACAUCGUACUAUACAAUCUCACGAGUUGGUCCGACAAGCGGUAUGCCUCAAGGUUCUAAAUGAGAUCUACGGUGAAGACAUCGGUAAGCGUAUAAUUGUCUUUUGAGUCCUUGAUGGCUGACAGAUCUCGCUGAAGGAGUGGCGUG